AGGUGUUCUGGCCAGCAUAAUAUAUCCAAUCUAAUAGAAAAGAGAAAGAUAGAAACACACUUCCUACCGUUAUCAAAAGGGUAGCAGAAAUAAACUAUUGUAUGAAAAUUUUAUACGAAAGUAGAGCAUGUCCAAGUGUUUUUGAUUAAUAUUGUGCUGGGGCCUGGGACCAAGAAGGAUAUAGGUUUACGGUCAGCUCACUGAACUAAAUUAUACUUCAGUGGGUAUAAGCUUCAUGAGGCGACCGGUUACCAUAGAUAUAGACCACAGAAUAUUAAAAUUUCAACCCAAAAACUAUUUUGGAACCCAUUUAAAUGUCAAAAUUUUUGUAAAAUACUAAAAUGAAUAUAAAUAUGUCAUUUGGACAACUGGACAAUUUAAUCGAAAGUUAUGCAUCAGAAUUACAUCAAUACCAAGAUCUAUUCCAAAAUCAGGCGCUCGAAUUAGAGGAACAAUUUAUGGAAAGUGUAGAAAAUCAGGAAAAGCUAGCUGAACUUAAUUCCAGAAUGGGUGUUCUUCAGUGUCUUAAUUAUCAGGUAGAUCAAGAAAUUGAAAAGGCAAAUGGCCUUCUUGGCGAGUUCAGGAAGAAAAUAGAAUAUCUUGAAACGGAAAUCAAUCUGCAUUGUGAAAACGUGAACGACGAGUACAGAGAGAAACUGUAUGGAACAGCAAACACUGUUAGAACUUUGAUUCAUAACCGCAAGGAUGAGAUUGAACAAAUGAAGGAUAAUUCUAGAGUUAUGUGUGUAGCAGCAGGUCAAGAUCCAAAAUUAGAAACCAUUGCAAAAAUCAUGAUGAAGUUAUUGGAAGCCCUUGAAUUUGCCGAAGAAAAUUUAGAAAAAAUGAAAAGUUACAUUUAUUGCAUCAAUUGGAAAUACCGGGAACUGGAAAAAAUUGCUCCAAAAAGAUAAGGCUAUAACGUUUUGAAUUAGAUUACGUACCUAACUAUCUGUUGACUUAUCCCUUUAAUAAAUAAAACGUGACUUUCAAUCUGAGAUAAGAUUGUUUAUUAUAUCUCUCG
Molecule: messenger RNA, 1021 nt
Organism: Photinus pyralis (common eastern firefly)
Lineage: Eukaryota; Metazoa; Arthropoda; Insecta; Coleoptera; Lampyridae
Exons: 4
Coding region: 342-911 (189 amino acids)
Source: RefSeq, a predicted model, not a curated record